ACCGCAGAAAGGGGAGGAUGAAAAAUGGUAAAAGUUGUCGAAAGUUUGCAGCUGUGUCACGGCACUACGCCUCUCUCUCUCUCGUAUAUUUUGUUAUCACUCGAAGGGGGGGCGGGAGAGAAUCCCACCUCCUCCUUCCCCCCUUCCCCUCUCUCUCUCUUCCUCUUCGUCUGGAUUUGCUUCUCCUUUCCUAGAGAAUUCCUUCCUCUUUCUCCGCCAUGACCCUUCCAUCGCUCGCCUCCCUCUCCGUCGCUUUUUAGACCGAACCAGACUGCUGCAAUCGAAACCAAGCGUACGUCUUUCUUUCUCUGCGCAAUAAAAGGUCGCAUCCCGUCUCUCGCUCUCCCCCCCUUCCUCCUUUUUUACCUUCUUAUCUCUUGCUCUUUUCACCGCCCGUCCCUUCCUUGUACGCAUUUCAUCACUAUUUGGGCAAUUUCAUAUCCUUGGAAGGUGAGCUUUCACGAGCUCUCCUUAGAGCAGCGAGAGAGAGAGAAAACGUACUAGAAUCAUGGUGCUUGUUGUAAAAGGAUAGAGGGGAUCUUUAGAGGCACGAGAUAAAGAAGAAGGAAGAGAUGAAGAUGGAGCCCCAUUAUCAUCGCCCGGAUCACCAGCUACAGUUUCCGGAAGAAGGCGGAGCCAAGUGUCCGGCCACCGGAAAGGUCAAAAUGGAGGAGCCCGACGCCGGGGUGGACGAGCUGCUGGCGGCCUUGGGGUACAACGUCCGGUCGUCGGACAUGGCAGAGGUGGCGCAGAAGCUGGAGCAAUUGGAGAUGGUGAUGGGCAGCGCUCAGGAGGACGGCAUAUCGCACCUCUCCUCCGAGACCGUGCACUACAACCCCUCCGAUAUAGCGACCUGGAUCGAGACCAUGCUCUCGGAGCUGAACCCUCCGCCUUCCCCAAAUCUGGGCGACGUGGCUACCAAUCUCUCCGGGACAACCACCGUGGCAAGCACCACCACCACCACGACAACCGCCACGGCCGGUCAUCCUGGUUGGAGUUCCGAACACCACGUUCAACACCAGCGGGCAGAAUCUUCCUCCACCGCCAGCGGUAAGGAAACAAUUCUUCCCCCGCCUCUCCUACCGCCAGAUUUUAGUGACGAAAUCUCAGGCAUAGAGGGGGUCGUGUACGGUCGUGGGGUUCCUAGGCAAAAGAAGCGUAUGAAAUUGGAGGAGCCCCUCGCGUCGGAAGCGGUACCGGUGCCGACGCCAGCACCGGUGGAGCCGCGGCCAGUGGUGGUGGUGGACUCGCAGGAGACGGGCAUCCGUUUGGUCCACACCCUGAUGGCCUGCGCAGAGGCCAUCCAGCAGGACAACCUCAAGUUGGCAGAAGCACUGGUGAAGCAGAUUGGCGUCUUGGCGGCUUCUCAAGCAGGAGCAAUGAGAAAGGUCGCCACCUUCUUCGCAGAGGCGCUCGCCCGCCGGAUCUACCGCCUUUACCCGAGUGAUUCCCCUAAUGACGCCUUCUCCGACCUCCUCCAGAUGCAUUUCUACGAAGCUUGCCCAUACCUCAAGUUCGCCCACUUCACUGCCAACCAGGCCAUCCUGGAGGCCUUCGCCGGCAAACCCCGGGUCCACGUGAUCGACUUCAGCAUGAAGCAGGGGAUGCAGUGGCCGGCGCUCAUGCAGGCACUGGCACUCCGCCCCGGCGGCCCGCCUGCUUUCCGCCUCACCGGCGUCGGCCCUCCCCAACGGGACAACUCCGACCCCUUGCAGGAGGUCGGAUGGAAGCUCGCCCAGUUCGCGGAGACCAUCAACGUCGAGUUCGAGUACCGUGGCCUCGUGGCCGCAAGCCUGGCGGACAUCGAGGCCUACAUGCUCGACCUCCGACCCACCGAUGGUGAGGUGGUGGCAGUGAACUCCAUCUUCGAGCUCCAUCAGCUGCUGGCGCAGCCGGGGGCAAUGGACAAGGUGCUGUCGCUGGUGCGCAGCGUCCAGCCACAGAUCGUGACGAUGGUCGAGCAGGAGGCCGCUCACAAUGGGCCAGUUUUCCUUGACCGCUUCACGGAGGCUCUUCACUACUACUCAUCAUUGUUCGACUCGCUCGAGGGCUGCACAGGAGGGUCGUCGCCGGCUACCGGACAGGACCAGGUGAUGUCGGAAGUGUAUCUCGGGCGGCAGAUAUGCAACAUCGUGGCGUGCGAGGGUGCCGAGCGGGUGGAGCGCCACGAGACGCUGGGGCAGUGGAGGGCGAGAAUGGGGGCGGCCGGCUUCGCUCCCGUCCACCUGGGAUCCAACGCGUUCAAGCAGGCGAGCAUGCUGCUGGCUCUCUUCGCCGGUGGGGACGGUUACAGGGUGGAAGAGAACAAUGGGUGCCUUAUGCUCGGAUGGCACACCCGCCCCCUCAUCGCCACCUCCGCCUGGCAGCUCCUCCCCUCUUCCGCGUCCUCCUCCUCGUGAACCGUCCGUUGAUGAUUACGAGGACCUCUCUAUCGCGCUUUUUUCCUCCGCUUCUCUCUGAAUCUGAGAACGCAUCCUCAAUUCCAGUCACUUUUUUCCUUUGCUCGGCAUCCCCACCUUCCACUUGUUAAUUUUCCACGUAUUAGCUGUACAUUUUUGCUGCUUGGAGAUGUGAAAAUCAAUAAGAGGAGCUUCUGUGUGUUUUAAGUUUA
This is a messenger RNA of Nymphaea colorata (pocket water lily), 2611 nucleotides long. Its product is annotated as DELLA protein GAI1-like. Gene Ontology annotation, cellular component: nucleus. The coding region runs from base 573 to 2399 and encodes 608 amino acids. The record is from RefSeq and is a predicted model, not a curated record. Gene Ontology annotation, biological process: regulation of DNA-templated transcription. Gene Ontology annotation, molecular function: sequence-specific DNA binding; DNA-binding transcription factor activity. The transcript has a single exon. Lineage: Eukaryota; Viridiplantae; Streptophyta; Magnoliopsida; Nymphaeales; Nymphaeaceae.